AUCUUUACGCAAAAGCUUGUUCAAUUAAAGGGGUAUUCUUUCUUGACCUCUUGCAAAUAAUGACAAAAGUUUACAUCAAUUUCCCUCAUUUUCAAUAACUGGCUGUUAAUUAAUUUCAGAAUUGACAAAUUUGAACUGUACCCACUGUUUAAUUUCAAGCAUGGUUAAUUGUAAGCCGUUGGAUUCAUUCAAAGAGAUGGGAUGAUUGAUGAGAGAUGGUGGAGCAGAGGAUGCAUACCAGGGGUUCGACGAAAUCCUCAAGUGAGCAACAGGCGGCGUCCCAUAUGCCACCCCUGUAUCUCAGUAUCUGUAUGAGUCAGCUGGGACAUGGGAGGAUGAGGAUUAACAAUGUUUCAAACUUGGAUUCUGGCUGGAUGGAGUAUCAACAGCAACAUUCACUGUGGACUGUGGAGAAACUGGAAAAGGUUUGGUGUUGAUAGGUUUUCUACAAAGUUUUUUUUUUUUUCCUACUUAAGGAGCUUCCAUAUAAAAAUACAUGUUUUCUAUUUAAGUUCAUAGAUUUGAGUUUUAAUGUUGUAUUUCCUGAUAAGAAGACAUUGGAAGACAAUGACCAUCAAACUUAGCUAUUGAUAAAGAUAUUAUAAAUUUGACACAAAGCAUUCUUUUCCUUUUAGUUUAAUCUAGAGAUAAAUAUGUAAGUGCAAAUUGGACCAUAAAUAUGCAAGUAUGAUUCUCACAUAGUCUCACCCAAAAACAACGUAAGCAUAUUUUAUCUUGAGUUUCAAUCCUAGUGCUUUACUUUCUCUUCAUGAAGGCUACUAAUAUUUGAAGGCGUAAUUAUUACUAUGAUCCACAUGAUACUAAUACAAUUGGUGGACUAAGUCAAUGCUUGUUUAUAUUUUUUGACAUAUGAUUAGAUCUCUACUUAUACGUGAUGUGUUGUAUAUCAUAUAACUGUACUGCAUUAAACGUCAUCCUCUUUUCUUUUCUAAUGUUGUUUAAUGUCAAUUUGCAUAAUGCAGCCAAAAAAAUUCCUUAAAUUUAAGUUCUUAAAACCUGCAGAUUCAGAGGAUUCUGUCUAUGAAGAUUAAAAUAUUGUACUCCAUAUUAGGAACAUGUUUAAUCAUACACAACAUCUGUACUAUGAAGAAGACUUCAUCAACAACACAAGUAGACUUAUCUAAAAUUUCUGUCAGAGAUCCCAUUAUCAUUGCUAUAACGUAUUAGGCCAUGUUAGAUGAGGUUUUUGAAGUAGCAGCAGGAUGUUUCUCUAUGUUUAAUCUCCUGUCCAUUUAUGUUUAAGUAUUUUGGGCCUGCUUAUCAAUCGUAUCGCUAAUCAGCAAAUUAGCUAAAACUUUCUAUCAAACAAUGCAACCUAAUGAAUAAGUAAUUCUUGGUUGAGGACAGUAAAGUCCUUUGUGAGUGCCACUUGCUAGUCAAUUUACUUUUGAAGUUACUAAAUUUAGGAUCUUGGCAGUGAUUUGACUUUUUGCAAGUUGAACAUAGCCAAGUGGUUUUAAAUUAAAGUCUCUUAUAAUUAUGCCACUUCAUCUUCACGACAAAUAUAUAGCAAGCUUUCAUCCCCAUCUGAUUGAAUUUUCCGUAUUCUAUAUUAGUAUUGGAUAAUAUAGAAUUGACUAGCUGCAUGUGAUCUUUCCUGUUUGCUGAUAGAAUACUCAUAGUAAAAGUUUAGGUGAAGAUUAUAAAUACUAAAGAACAAAUUAUGCUGUCUUUAAAACAAAUUUUAUAGCGGAAAGGAAGGUGAAGGGAAGAAAUGAGAGAUCAACAUGCUAGGCUUCGUGUUCUUUUUGGAUAUCAUUUGUAUCUCUCAAGGCUAGUAAUUCUUCCUGCACUGGGGUUGGCUCACUCAAACUGUGCUCUCUUCAAUUUCGGGGAUUCAAACUCUGACCCGGGAGCUCUGAUGACUGCUCUUGGCCUCUAUCUAGGUCCCCCAUCUGGUCAGCAGUUCUUCCACAGGCCCACUGGUCGCUUCUGCAAUGGUCGACUAUACAUCGAUUUCAUUUGUCAGAACUUGAAGAUGGAUCUUCUGAGCGCAUACCUAGAAUCUUCAGGGUCAGAUUUUAGCCAUGGUGUAAAUUUUGCUGUAGCUGGUGCUUCUACUGAAGUUAGUCUAUACAACCCUUUCUCAAUAUCCACUCAGGCAGGGCAAUUUGGCCACUUCCAGAAUCGCACAAGAGAGCUCAGGGGACGAGGUAAAGGAUCAAUGAUCAAUGAAAAGGAGUUCAGGAAUGCUGUUUAUUCAAUAGACAUUGGGCAGAAUGAUGUUAAUCUUGCUCUUGUAGCAAACUCAAGUUAUCAAGAAGUUGUCAACAAAAUUCCAAUCAUCCUUGGGAGGAUUGAAAAUUCUACUAAGGCAUUAUACAAACUUGGUGCUAGAAAAUUUUGGAUAUACGAUACUGGGCCGUUAGGCUGCUUACCACAAAUUCUAGCAUUGCGAAAGAAGAAUGACAGUGAACUGAAUGAAUUGGGGUGCCUGGCACUUUAUAACAAUGGUGCAAAGGCUUUCAAUGACGGUUUGAGUAACCUCUGUGAUAAAUUAAGAACCGAACUCAAGGAGGCUUUCGUUGUACACGUUGAUAUGUAUGCUAUCAAAUAUGAUCUGUUUGCCAAUCCAGGGAGAUAUGGCUUUGAAAACCCAUUAAUGGCUUGCUGUGGCAAUGGGGGGCCUCCCUAUAACUAUGUAGACAAGAAGACUUGUGGUGAACCUACAGCAACUGCUUGCGCUGAUCCAUCUCAUUCUGUGAGCUGGGAUGAAGUUCAUUACACUGAAGCAGCCAAUGCUGUUAUUGCAUCCAAGAUAAUGUCAGGCGAGUACUCCAAGCCAUCUAUUAAUCUGAAAAAUUUCUGCAAGGAAGUGCUUGUUUAGGCCGCAUAUUGGAAGUUCCUCAUAUAAAGUCAAGAGGCUAGAGUUGUAUGAUUACUGGCACAGCACGUCUUUAGGAUGAUCAUCCACUUUACCUCUAUUCCUGACUAAGUGGUCGAGCUGGAAGUGUUUGAUAUUGGGGGUAUUUUCGUAUUAAUAAUGUAUUAUUAUGGAGACCUCAUUGGUUUUUCUAAUCUACAUAAUGCUUAUAAUAAAGAAUUUCCAAUGUAGUCACACAGGAUCAAGAAUAUCAAUUCUUAAGUUUCAUUUCAGAUUAGAAAAUUUCAUAUUUCAUCAAGUAAACUCAACAGUCUUUUUCUAA
Molecule: messenger RNA, 3167 nt
Organism: Chenopodium quinoa (quinoa)
Lineage: Eukaryota; Viridiplantae; Streptophyta; Magnoliopsida; Caryophyllales; Amaranthaceae
Product: GDSL esterase/lipase At1g09390-like
Exons: 6
Coding region: 1736-2848 (370 amino acids)
Molecular function (GO): hydrolase activity, acting on ester bonds
Source: RefSeq, a predicted model, not a curated record